CGCCAGUCGAAUCUUCUCGUCGUAAAAGCCCGACCUCUUUCCUUCGCAAACGCCAUAGAAAGAGUAGAAAAAAGCAAACUGUCCUCAGCUACGAAAAAACAUCUAGCUCGACACAGUUUCUAGCGGACGCCAAUCACAACUGCGCUUUCCGCACGUGGUAGUCGCGAGCACACUUGGCGCGUGGCGAGGUCGUGCCUCAAAACCAAGCUGUAUUCCUCGCGAACAGGAAUAGGAAACAGAACUUUCACUUUUCCCACGGAAUUAUUUUUUUGCACGCACGCACGCGCCGUACGUUACGGAAGAACCCCCCCUCCAAGGCCCCUCCACGAUGUCCGCCUACUCCCAGCAGCCCGCCCUGCUCGAUCCUCUGCCGCUGUCGCCCCCCAAAAAGGAAGACGAGCUCCCCGUCGCCCUGCAAGACAUCGUUACCGCGGCGAUCACCGAAGAGGUCCUCGGCACGGUUCUUGAGCGCCACGUGCAGGCGCACAAGCCUAAGGAGCCGCGCGUGGUCGCCCUCACCGCCGACAGCAUCAGCAUCUACUAUCUCCAGCCGGUGCGCGAGUACUGGUACCUGCCGCUGAAGCAGACGCACACGAUCCGGAUUGCGCCGCUGCUCCCUGUGCUGCCGGUCGAUGCUAGCGAGACCGAGACCGCGAAGUGGGUCGCGGAGAUCAAGGAUCGCAUCACGAGGUUCACCGAGACGAAGGACGCCCCCGUCGACAGGUUCAUCCCGCCGAAUCACUGGGGCGACUGGAGCGGCGUCGCGGUGUUUAUGGGCUUCACGCUACUCAUCGCCGCGUACCUGCUCGGCGUCGGAGUCGUCGAGCAGUUCGUGUUCACCACCGAAAGGAGGUUCAACAUCGCCGUGGCGGUGCAUUGUGGUGUCCUGAUCAAGAGGAGUAAGGAUGUGAAUGAAAUGAAGGAUCUGCUGGACAAGCACUGGAGCGGGGACAGCAAGGGGAGGUAUCUGUGGGUCAUCACCUCGUGGAUCGAGGGGUGGAGGGCGGUGUCAAGGCUCCGCAGGGAGAUCGCCAGGCUGAACCUGUUGAUUGCUGCGGCGGAGGAGGAGACGGCCAAGGGAACGAAGAAAGAGAGCAAGAAGAAGAGGUAGAUUCUCUCGGCAUAUGUACGAUAUAAAAGGGGAUACCGGCUCGAUGGCGUGCUUAUUCUUGUAUUUAAUUUCAUACCCGUCAAACACAAAGCGUUGCUUUUUGUGUUUCUUCAUUGA
Molecule: messenger RNA, 1228 nt
Organism: Tricharina praecox
Lineage: Eukaryota; Fungi; Ascomycota; Pezizomycetes; Pezizales; Pyronemataceae
Exons: 1
Coding region: 329-1111 (260 amino acids)
Source: RefSeq, a predicted model, not a curated record